AUGCUUGUGAUGAUAUUUGAGAAAUAGCGUAACGAAUAUUAAAUGAUGCCUUUCAGUGAAACUCUAUGGACAAUUAUGAUUAUGAUAACAACGACUGGAUUUGGUGAUUAUGCACCAAUUACUCCUAUGGGCAGAAUAAUGAGUAUUACUGCUUGUAUUGUGGGAGUAGGAAUUAUGUCCUUGUUUAUUGUUAGUCUUACACAUUCAUCCUAUUUGAACAACAACGAAAAUAUUGUUUACUCAUUAGUGACAAGUGCAUAAACUUUUUUGACAUGCUAAAAUAUGCACAUUUCUUUUACUAUGAAAGAAGGUAAAUAUUAAAAAUUCUUCAUGAUUCCAAUUAGAUUGGUACAAAUGCAUUAACCCCAAAUUGAAGAUAUGCUUGAAAGUAUGUAUGAUAGAAUAGCGUCGUUCGAACUUGAAAUUUAAUAUAAAAUUGAUAAGUUUGAUCUUCUACAUUAUCAAGUUGAAGAAAUUAGGAAAUAAUCCGAAUAAGUUAAAAAGGUAAUGACUCGGUGCAAAGCUUUAAGCUUUCAAACACUAAAUUUAGCUAAAUUAAUGGAUGACUAUCGAGGGCAAAUGUUCUUGAGCUAAAUUAGUGAUUUGAGAAAAACAAAGAAACUCACAACUAAUGAGAUACCAGAUGAAUUGAAAAAGCUUUAAGAUUUAUUGCCCCCUUAAACACUAGAAUUGCUUUCUGAGACUACUUUAUUUGAGUCUGAAGAUUCAAUUGAAGAAAAAGUUGGCGUUGAUCAUAAACCCAUUUUAAAAUAGUAGCUCAUAGAAUAAGAAAUAGUCGAAGAGGAUGAAGAAAAUCUAACGACUGAAAAAUCUCAGGAUACAAAUUAUCAAACACUAAUGAUUGAUGCGCAAGCUGGAAUCUAAGGAGAUCUGCUUAACACAAAUUCAAAGGAACACUAAAUAAACUAUUAAAUUCAAAGUGAUUAACCAUCUGGAUUUAAAAGUCCCUUGAAUUCUUAGUAAUAACCCAGAAGAAAGUCAGUAAGAUUUGAUAUAUCAAGUACACCCAAACUCUCAGAUAAGGAGACUGGUUCCCAUUAAUCAGAUUAAUCGAGCCUUUAAAAAACUAAUUUGAAUUAAGCAUUGUCAUAGCAUCAUUAGUAAUAACUAUUAAUACCUGAAUGGUCCUAUCUAAAUGAAGAUUUAAAAUCAACAAAUGAACCUAAGAUUUGCUAUCUAUAGUUUAAGUGA
This is a messenger RNA of Stylonychia lemnae, 1212 nucleotides long. NCBI's taxonomy places the organism in Eukaryota, Ciliophora, Spirotrichea, Sporadotrichida, Oxytrichidae. The record is from the annotation of a GenBank genome assembly.